AUGAAAGCAUCAACUGAUAGCCAAGAUCAAUCGAAAGCGAAAGCAAAGUCCCACAAUGAAACAAAGUCAUUUCCCAUUGGAGGUGAGGAGAGGGGUGUGGGGGAGGGGAGUUGGUGUUAUUUUCAGAAAAAUGCACCUCUUGAUAAUGUGGUUCUCAAUAGAAUGUACUCAGACUUAGUCUUUAAUGGAAUUUCAGAGGGAGAGAAAUGGUAUACAAUCAGGUUGCAAAAGAUUGAAAAAAAAACAGCUGUACCAAGUUUGUUUAAAUGGACGAAAGUAAGGAAUGGAAGUGAUGAAAGAAGAAAACGGAUAGAAAGAAGAAGUAAUACCAUUUCUAGUAGCAAUGUUGUUGGUGAUAUUGGUGAAGAUAUAUUUUAUGACUGUAUGGACAAUAUAUGUUUACAAGAUGAUAAUUUUCUGUUUCAAAUAUUUUUUAUUACUUGGGUUUGUUUUAUGUUUAAACAAUGGAGUGAGCUGAAUAUAUGGCCACCUAGAGAAGUUGUAUAUUACUAUUCUCCCAAGGAUUUUAAAUCUAAAUUUCCAGCCACAAGGUGUAUUAUUGAUGGAACCGAAAUACCGAUUAAAAAACCUAAACCCCUAUUAACACAACAAGCAACAUUUUCAACUUAUAAAAACCAAAAUACUGUAAAAACUUUAGUUUCAGCAACACCUGCAGGUUUAAUUGUUGAUAUCACAAAAGCUUAUGGAGGUAGUACAAGUGAUCGUCAGAUUAUUGAAAGAGGGGGUCUUGUAUCUAUGUGUAACCCAGGUGACUCUAUCAUGGCAGAUAAGGGAUUUAAUGUUCAGGAUAUUUUUGCUCCCAAAAAUGUUACAGUGAACAUUCCUUCAUUUUUUAGGAAAAAAACAGACUUUCAGGUAAUAUUGUUUUAA
Messenger RNA from Lottia gigantea (owl limpet), 891 nucleotides. RefSeq lists its product as hypothetical. Bases 1 to 891 code for a protein of 296 amino acids. The record is from RefSeq and is a predicted model, not a curated record. The transcript is spliced from 4 exons. Lineage: Eukaryota; Metazoa; Mollusca; Gastropoda; Lottiidae.